AUGGAACUUACUUUCACUUUACACGGAAGUCUAAAUUCAUCACGUGGGGUGAUAUCCGAGAUUGAUCUGACGUAUGAAGACGAAUCAGAUAUACAGAUUGGUCUUUUGGAUCAAGGAGUCAUUGCCGUCCGACGCAUCUCCAUUCGUCAAGAUGGCAAGUUGAUACCAAGUAAACAUCUUAUUCUUACUUUCGGAAAGUCAACAUUACCAUCAUUUAUUACUGCAGGAUAUCUGCGCUGUCUGGUUCAUUCGUACAUUCCAAAUCCGCUGCGUUGCUAUAAAUGCCAGCGAUUUAGACAUUCCCAAACAUUAUGUCGAGGCAAAAGUUUAUGUGCACAGUGUGGAGUUGAAGGCCACCAGGGUACUGAGUGUACAACCACUCCAUGCUGUGUCAACUGCAAAGAGGUCCAUCCUGCUUACUCCUGA
This is a messenger RNA of Centruroides sculpturatus (bark scorpion), 426 nucleotides long. RefSeq lists its product as uncharacterized. The transcript has a single exon. The coding region runs from base 1 to 426 and encodes 141 amino acids. The record is from RefSeq and is a predicted model, not a curated record. Gene Ontology annotation, molecular function: zinc ion binding; nucleic acid binding. NCBI's taxonomy places the organism in Eukaryota, Metazoa, Arthropoda, Arachnida, Scorpiones, Buthidae.